AAGGUGCCUUUUCGCAACUGGCAUUUGCAGGGAACGGAUAUCUCCGAAUCCAGAAAGCAUAAAAAAUGCAUUUCUACCUGGUUAUUUUGCUAUGCAUUGUGCCCUCUGUUAUUUGCGUGACACAGGUUUCGUCAGAAGUUAGAUUCAAUUACUUUGAUGAUUACUUAAGUAGCUUGGAUGAAGAGCAGCAAGCAAAAAUAACAGGUGAAGUGGAGGAACUGGAAGGUAGCGGAUCGGAUGAUAGACAGCAAGAUGCAAUAGACCUUAAUUUACCCCUCAGAACAGGUUUGACCAGAAGCAAAGACGUAACAUGCUGCUCUUUGGGACAACUAGCAGGAGAUAAAGGUUACCACUGUUUCGCUAAAUUUUAUGCAGCCCGUAUCUUACUCAGAAAUCAAAACAGAGCCCACAACAGGAAAAUGGGAUUUCAUGGUCGUUACAGCGUCCCUAAUUACGGUACUAAGCUUAUGCGAACCUUUGAACAAUGCGUAGCAAAUAGAGGAAUGGUGUUUCACAAAUGUUGUCAUGUCGCGGCAGUCCAAAGAAGAUCUAAACCACACUUUGACAGCCUGCAGAGGAAGAGGUACGAGCUCAAAAUGAAAAAAAUAAGGAUGCCAAGGAAUAUGCAAGUGGAUGACACAUUAGUUGGAGUAUAAGAAUAACAAAAGUAAUUCUGGAACUAUGUAUCUCAAGCUAUCUCAUUGUACAUUUAAACUUGCGCAUUGUAAAUUAGUAGCAUUUCAUUAUGUAAGAAAUAUCCUUUAUAAUCUGCAUGAGGGACAAAAAAUGAUAUUCCAUUUCCAUAUUCAUUUUUCAGAUUGUAUCAUAUAUUUAUAGUCAAGCCAGUUUUCAUUCAAACAACACAAGGUUUUGUAUAGAUAUGCAUAAUAAAAACAUCGUUGCAGAAUUUCAACUU
Stegodyphus dumicola is the source of this 916-nucleotide messenger RNA. RefSeq lists its product as uncharacterized. The record is from RefSeq and is a predicted model, not a curated record. Lineage: Eukaryota; Metazoa; Arthropoda; Arachnida; Araneae; Eresidae.